Molecule: messenger RNA, 2409 nt
Organism: Neomonachus schauinslandi (Hawaiian monk seal)
Lineage: Eukaryota; Metazoa; Chordata; Mammalia; Carnivora; Phocidae
Gene: CEP68
Product: centrosomal protein 68
Exons: 6
Coding region: 37-2328 (763 amino acids)
Source: RefSeq, a predicted model, not a curated record
CAGGCUUCAGGGGAACCCUGGCCUGGGGACGUCUCCAUGGCCUUGGGGGAAGAAAAGGCCGAGGUGGAGGCAUCCGCGGACACAAAGACCCCGUCCUGCGGGCCGCGGAGCUGCGGAGCGCAGGAGGUGGACACCCCGGGGCUCGUAGGCGGGAAGCAGGAGGAGCCCCCGUGCCUGGAAGCCCAGGCUGUGGCAGGGUCUGCCUCCCCCGUGUGGGGGACAGAGGGACUGUCUGUGCCUGCCACCAGCCCCUCUGGAGCCGACCAGCCCCAGGCCAACACCACCAGCAGGGAGCCAGGAGCUGGUAGAUCUAAGCUUGCUCUUGGUUGCCUGCCCCUUCCUGCUGGCACUGGGACUAGAGACCUUUUGCACUCUGUUGGAAGCCAGAUGGAGGAGACCAGGCUUUCUGCCUCAGAGGAUCUACCUCAGACUCUAAGCGUUCCCCGAGCCGCAGGCCUUUGCUCAGGACACGAUGCCGACAGCAAAGAUGACCUGUCCCUGGUUGAGUCGCCGCGGGCGCUAGACCUCAGCCAGCAGCCCCACAACUCGGGUUUCCCUUUCCCGCCAAGGUGGAGGCCGCUGGGGAGCCAGGCCGCCGCUGCUCCUCAGUUCUCCAGCUGCAGCGUCUCUGCCUCCUCCCUGGGCAGCAGUCUGCAGGGUCACCGAGAGAAGGCAGAGCCUCCACGUUGCUCAAUUGCCAAGGUCUCCUCCUCCCUGGAGCUGGUCGUCCCGCAGUCGGCCCCCUCCGUGGUGGGGCCAGGGCCGGGGCUCCAGUGGUCACCACAGCCCGCGUCCCCCGGGGCUGAUGCUUCUGGGCUGGGCAGGAGGCGCCUCUCUUUCCAGGCCGAGUACUGGGCCUGUGUGCUACCAGACUCCCUGCCUCCUUCCCCCGACCGCCACUCUCCGCUCUGGAACCCGAAUAAAGAGUAUGAAGAUCUGCUGGACUAUACUUACCCACUUAGGCCCAAGCCUCAACUCCCAAAGCACCUUGACAGUCAUAUACCGGCUGACCCUGUCCUGCAGGACUCCGGCGUAGACCUGGAUAGCUUUUCUGUUUCCCCAGCAAGUACCCUGAAGUCACCCACUAAUGGCUUCCAGAAUUGCCCAUCAGCAGAGGCCUCUGCCCUGCCAUUCUCUAGGCCCAGAGAGCCAAGCCUUAUGCGGUGGUCCUCUGAAGUACCCCAGAAGCAGGGCAGCGUGGGGUUGGCAUCUUGUAACCAGCUCACAUCUACCCCCAGAGCCCCAGGCAGUAGGGACGCUCCUUGGGAGAGCAGAGAGCCAGCCCCGAGGGGUGUGAAGGACUGGCUCCCCAUGGGCAAGCACCUUGAGGUGGGUUCUCCCCAGCUGAGGACAUGGGACAGAGGGUGGCCUUUGCCCAGGACAGAGAGAGAGAAGGGGGCCAGCCAGGGCGUCUGCCACCCUGCCUGCACAGAGUCUGGGUGGAAAUCAGAAGAGGAGGUAGAAAGUGAUGACGAGUACCUUGCCCUGCCCACUCGGCUGACGCAGGUUUCUAGUUUGGUUUCAUAUCUAGGUUCCAUUCCCACCUUGGUGACCCUGCCCACUGGGGCCGCCAAAGGGCAGACCUCCUUGGAUGUGUCAGACAGUGAUGAGCCAGCUUCCCUCCCGUCGGACUCGAGCCAAAGCCAGCUUCCUUCUGGGGCUGCCUUCAGAGGGCCCAGGGGCCCCGAGGGCCAGAACCGCCGUUUGCUGCGCUCCUUCAUCCAGGCAAGGGGCUGUGCAGGGGACAGCAGUGUGGGGAGCCGCCAGGCCCUGGGGGUCUCCGGUCCGCUGGGAACACGCUCUUCCCUGCCAGCUGUGUGGGACCGGCGCGCGUGCUUGGACCCAGAUGCCACAGGGCAGCCUCCCGGGAAGGGAGAGCAGGGAGAAGAAUCGCUCGUGCAGUGUGUGAAGACAUUCUGCUGUCAGCUGGAAGAGCUGAUCCGCUGGCUGCAUAACGUAGCGGAUGUUACAGACCACUUGAUUCCAUCCAAGUCCAAUCUUACAGGUCUCAAGUCUUCUCUGCAGCUUUACCGGCAAUUUAAGAAAGAUAUAGAUGAACACCAGUCCCUGACGGAGAGCGUCUUACAGAAAGGGGAGAUUCUUCUUCAGUGCCUGUUGGAUAACACCCCAGUGUUAAAAGAUGUCCUCGGGAGGAUCUCAAAGCAGCCCAGUGAGCUGGAGAGCCAUGCAGAUCGCCUAUAUGACGCUAUCUUAGCUUCUCUGGACAUGCUGGCCGGCUGCACCCUCAUCCCGGACAAGACGCCCAUGGCACACAAGAGCACGGAUGUGAAGGGGAUGCGCCUGGCAUCUUCUCAAGCAGAUAUGUAAUCUGUGGACUAAAACCUGGCUGGUGGGAAACUUUCAGGAAGCCCUUGUAAGAGCCAUUUAACACUCAAAUCAAGGGGGAAA